Penicillium alfredii is the source of this 1491-nucleotide messenger RNA. RefSeq lists its product as uncharacterized. The record is from RefSeq and is a predicted model, not a curated record. The transcript has a single exon. The coding region runs from base 1 to 1491 and encodes 496 amino acids. Lineage: Eukaryota; Fungi; Ascomycota; Eurotiomycetes; Eurotiales; Aspergillaceae.
AUGCGUACUUUAAUCGAUGCAAGUCAGCAAAACCUGACCCAGACUGAGCGUUGGCACUUGGAUUCCUUUCGCAAAUGGACAUCCAACUUGGUCGCCGGCUAUUUCUACGACGAGUUCUGGCAGAGGCUGGUGCAUCAGGUCAGUGAAGACCAACCAGCAGUUUCCCAUGCUGCCAUUGCCAUCAGUGCGCGGCAUGUCGAUUUUGAGCAGAAGAAAUCGGGCCAGCGCUUCGACGGCGAGGAGAGCUCGCUGGUGCUACAGCAAUGCAAUAAGGCCAUUACCGGGCUCCAACAACAUCUGGGGACCGGCCAGCUCGGUCGCUCCCACAAGGAGGUCGUUUUGGUCACCUGUGUCAUGUUAAUCACGCUCGCUCUGUUCCAGGGGGACGUGUACACCGCCGGUUGCCAUCUGCAGUCUGGGGACCGAUUGUUCAUCGAAUGGGAGAAGAACAACUUCGACAAUAGUUCUGCCGGGCCGAUCUUGAAAAAGGCUUUUGCCCAACUCCAUCUCCACUGGUCGACCUUUGCCAACCCCAAGGAUUUCAUUCGAGACGAUCAUCCUUCGAUUCCUUGUCUACUCAUUGACGAUCGUCACGCGUUCUCUGCGCUCUCUCCCGAGCCCGAGCCCGAGCCUCCCGAGAUUUUGGAAAAAGUUAGUGAACUCACGGUGAUGCUGGGAUGGCUCGUGUUGCAGAGUCAUCCCCAGGGGUUUGGUAUCUCCACCUCUCGGACAUUUCCAGGAAAGGGAGAGGUUGCAGUGCUUAGCAAUGUCCGCCAGUUUCGAGGUCAAUUGAAGGCGAGCGAGAUGCUUGGUGGAGAAGCAUUUUCACAACGAGAUCAAAACACCCUGAUGCUGAUGAACCUGUGGAGCGAGGUUCUCUAUACCAAGAUUGUCAUCGCCCAGAAUUCGCCUGACCACCCCGAAUACAACUACGAAGAUCCUCUCCCUCACUUCCGCCGAGCCAUCUAUCUCGCCGCGCUCAGUGUGAGCUAUCCCACGCAACACUCUUCCUUCAGGGCUGGAAUCAUCCCGGCCAUCUUUUUCUGUGGAUUUCACUGCCGCGAUUGGCACGUGCGACAAGAGGCAUUGCGCCUGCUGCAUGAACUUCAAGGCUGUGACCAGCUGGCCCAACGAGGGGCUUUGGUCUUGCCGCGAAGACGAAAGCGCCAAGAAGAUAUUUUGACGACUUCAGCAACGGCUCUUGUAUUGGAACGACUGAUUGGGAUUGAAUCCGAGGGUAUCGAGCCCGGGGAGACGAUUCCUCAGUCUGCUUAUAUUGAUUCAAUGUGCGCCGAGAUGCAGCCCGACGCGCCCGGAAUUCAAAUAUGGUAUUAUCGACCUGGACUUUCGGGACUUGGAAACAUCGUCAAUGAAAACCAAUUGUGGGAAACCGAGUUACUUCCCUACGCAAGUCCAACAUUCUUGUCUCAGACCAUAUCCGAGGGUGGGUCUUCUUGCAGCAAAUCCAACUCCAAUUCCCCGGUGAAUUGA